AUGGAUGAUGAUUUGAGUUCGCUAGAGUUGGGCAACAACACCUACAGACCUCAAAAGAGACUUUUGACGCUGCUAAUACCCAAGAAGUACUACCCGAUCCCCAAAGAGGAUGAGCGUGCGCCUUACCCGGAAAGCUCGAGUAACUGGGUAUCGAGGAUUUUCUUUUGGUGGGUGUGGCCGUUGAUGACAGUUGGCUAUGCGAGAACUUUGCAGCCAAAUGAUUUGUGGGAGUUGACGCCCGAUAUGACGGUUCAGCGUUACCAUGAGAUUUUCGACUUUUACUUGCAAGUUGAAAUGGCCCGCGCGGAACAAAACCAUAUUGAAAAGAAAUGCAAAGAGAGAAAAGAAACGGUUGCAAACAGCUCGGUCUCGCCCCACGACGACUUGCAAGACUUUCUGUUGCCCGUGAUGAGUGUCUUUACCGUGUUGUACCUCACCAUGAAGCGCCAGAUCAUCAUGUCUGUUGUCAUGUCCUUGUUGUCGCUUUCAGGGAUGUCGCUAACGCCAUUAUUGACCAAGUAUUUGGUGCAGUUUGUAGAGGAGAGAAGUUUGGGAACGACAUCCAACGUGGGCAAGGGCAUUGGAUAUGCCCUUGGAGUGGUGGCGUUGAUGUUGAUUUCAAACACGCUCUUUACCCAUUAUUUCUACUACAGUGGGCUCAUGGGCUCCCACGCCAAGGCCUUGUUGACCAAGGCCAUCUUGAGAAAAUCUUUCAAGCUCAAUGCCAGAUCGAGACACAAGUAUACCCAGGCCAAAAUCACCAGUAUUAUCACCACCGAUUUGUCGAGAGUCGAGAUUGGUUUCUUGUUUCAGCCUUUGUUGAUCUGCUUACCAGUUGCCAUAGUUAUCGCCAUUGUUAUUUUAAUCACAAACAUCAAAGUGGCGGCCGUGAUUGGUAUAGUGGUGUUUAUCGUUUUCCUCGGCUUCAUGUCUGUUGGUGCUGGGAAAUUGUUUGCUUAUAGGGAUGUGGUUAGCAAAAUCACCGACAAGCGAGUCAACUUGAUGAAGGAGAUUUUGAACAAUUUGAAAAUGAUCAAGUACUACUCCUGGGAGCACCCCUACCAUAAUAACGUCACUCAAGUACGUGGCCAAGAAAUGCAAAUGAUUUUAAAGAUGCAAUCGUUGAGAAACAUCAUCUACUCCUUGGCGAUGACCUUGACUGGUAUCUGUUCCAUGAUUGCUUUCGUGAUUCUUUAUGCUAUCGAUGGCAAGACAAGCUCUCCUGCAAACAUGUUUUCGUCAGUGUCAUCUUUUGAGAUUUUGGCAUUGAUGGUUUUCUUUAUCCCGCAAGCUUUGUCAACCACGGCCGAUAUGAUUAUGGCUUUUAGACGAGUUGGUGCGCUUUUAUCAGCACCUGAAGAACAAGUUUACCCUGGCUACAAAGUAUUGGAUGAUCCAGCGGAUAAUGUUGCAGUCAAGUUGAACAAGGCUUCUUUUAGCUGGGAGAUUUUCGAAGAGGUGGAGGACGAAGAUGAGACUCCCCAGCAAAAGAAGGAGAGAAAAGCUGCUGAAAAGAAAGAAGCGAAACAGGCUAAACGGGAUAAAAAAGCUGCUAAAAGGGCUGCCAAAAAGGCUGCCAAAAAGUCAGCUCGAGAAGAGUCUAAAAAUAAUAGAAACAAUACUACAAAAGAAAAAAUUAAAAACAGCGAAGCUGUGCAGUUGGAUGAGUUGGAGGAGAUUUCUCUAAAAGAUAAGGAAGCCACGAGCUCGUCUCCAGAAGACCAGAGUGAUGGUGAAAAAAUCAACUUUGCCGGGCUCAAUGACCUCAAUUUCGAGAUCCAAAAGGGAGAAUUCAUAGUCAUCACUGGUGUCGUGGGGUCGGGGAAAUCAUCGUUGUUGAGCGCGAUUGCUGGAUUCAUGACGUGCGAUGGUGGAGAGAUUGACAUCAAUGGCUCGUUGCUACUCUGCGGGGCGCCCUGGAUCCAAAACAAUACUAUUCGGGAAAACAUCACAUUUGGUACGCCGUUUGACCAAAAAUACUACGAUGAUGUAAUUUAUGCGUGUGCUUUGAACGUUGAUAUUGACAAUUUGGAAGGUGGAGAUUAUACCGAAGUUGGAGAGAAAGGUAUAACCCUUUCCGGAGGACAAAAGGCGCGCAUCAAUUUGGCAAGGGCAGUUUACGCCAAUAAGGAGAUCUUGUUGAUGGACGAUGUCUUGAGUGCCGUUGACGCUAGAGUCGGUAAGCACAUCUUGAACAACUGUUUUCUUGGCUUGCUCAAGGAAAAGACGAGAAUUUUGGCAACCCAUCAGUUAUCGCUCAUUGGCUGCGCUGAUAAAAUCAUCUUUUUGAAUGGCGAUGGAUCCAUUGACAUGGGCGAGAUGGAUGACUUGCUUAAUAGGAACCAGGACUUUAGCAACCUCAUGAAACAUAGCAAGUUUGAGGCGGCUGACGACGGAGUCGACGCGAUAGAGGAAGAAAAUGGAAAUCAGUUUGAUGAAAAAGAUUUGGGCGUGACUGAAGAAGAAAAAAACCAGCUCGAGUUUGUUCCCAAGUACUCGAGGAGUAUGAACUCGACCCAGGAAAUAACCAGAAGAAAAGUGAAUGGUGUCGAGGUUGAAGAAGAAGAAGAUGACGACGAGGAGUACCGAGAUUACAACUUGAACAAGGACGCCAAAAAGGGUAAAUUGAUUGUCGACGAAGAACGAGCCGUUAACAGUUUGAAAUUUGAUGUCUACAAGAACUAUCUUAAGUUUGGUUCAGGUAAACUUGGCCCUUGGUUGUUUCUCGCCAUCUUUGCCUUGUUGUUGACCAUUGCCACAUUCUGUGACAUUUUCACCAACACGUGGUUGUCAUUCUGGAUAGCUCAGAAAUUCCCAGGUAGACCAGCGGGAUUCUACAUUGGUAUCUACGUCAUGUUCAAUAUCCUUUGGGUCGUGUUCCUUACGGUGACAUUCAUUGUCUUUAUCACGGGAACCACAGUCUCGUCCAAGACCAUGAACCUCAUGGCCAUCAACAGAAUCUUGUAUGCGCCCAUGUCUUUUAUGGACACCACUCCAAUGGGAAGAAUCUUGAACAGAUUCACAAAAGACACCGAUGCGCUUGAUAAUGAGAUUAGUGAUAACUUGAGAAUGUUGUUCCAGUCAGUUGCCAAAAUGAUUGGUGUUUUCAUCUUGCUCAUCAUUUAUUUGCCAUGGUUUGCCCUUGCGUUGCCGGUUAUUUUCGUUUUCUUUUUCUUAAUUGCCAAUUUUUACCAAGCUUCGAAUCGUGAAGCCAAAAGACUCGAGGCGAUCUUGAGGUCAUUUGUAUACAACAAUGUCAAUGAAAUGUUGAGUGGCAUGAACACCAUCAAAGCAUUUAAAGAAGAGGCUCGAUUUGACAAGCAGGGUGAUGUAUUAUUGAACAGGGCCAACGAGGCAAGCUUUAUUGUCAAUGCAAAUCAACGGUGGUUGGGUAUCCAAUUGGAUAUCUUGGCCGAGGGUAUACUCUUGUUGAUUGCGUUGCUUUGUGUCAAUCGAGUUUUCCGCAUUUCGCCGGCAUCGGUUGGUUUAUUGAUGACGUACUCGUUACAAAUCACGGGUGAGUUGAACAACUUGUUCCGAGCAUUCACCAUGGCUGAAAAUGACAUGAACUCAACCGAGAGGAUUUGUCAUUAUGCAUUGAAAUUGGAUCAAGAAGCGCCUUAUCAGAUUGACUCAACCAGGCCACCGGCAUCUUGGCCCGAACAUGGUGGAAUUGAGUUUGUCAAUGCCAACAUGAAAUAUCGAGCCGGCUUGCCAUUGGUUCUCAAAGACUUGUCACUUAAGAUUGCCCCUUCGGAGAAGAUUGGUAUAUGUGGCCGUACUGGCGCAGGCAAAUCAUCAAUCAUGACUGCGCUAUUCCGGCUCGCUGAACUCGAAAGUGGAGAAAUCAACAUUGACAAUAUCAACAUUGCCAGUAUUGGUCUCAAGGAUCUUCGUUCUCAUUUGUCCAUCAUUCCACAAGAUCCCGUGCUUUUCAACGGUACAAUCCGCUCAAAUUUAGAUCCAUUUAAUGAACACACCGAUGAUACAUUAUGGGAUUCGUUACGUCGUGCUGGUAUUGUUACACUGGAAGAAAUCGCCGUUUUCAAAACGCUCGAUCCAAAAGACGAAAAUGUCGAACUUUCCAAGUUCCAUUUAUACCAAACUGUUGAAGACGAAGGGGAGAAUUUCUCGUUGGGGGAACGACAAUUGAUAUCAUUUGCGCGUGCUUUAGUGCGCGAUUGCAAAAUCUUGAUUUUGGAUGAAGCCACUAGCUCGGUUGAUUACGAAACCGACGCCAAGAUCCAACGCACAAUUGCCCUGGAAUUCAAACAUUGCACCAUCUUGUGCAUUGCUCAUCGAUUAAAGACCAUAUUGAACUACGAACGAAUCUUGGUUAUGGAAAAGGGAACUUUAAAAGAGUUUGACACUCCUAUGAAUUUGUUUAAUCGUGUUGGUGGGACUUCUGUGUUUAGGGAGAUGUGCGAUAAGCUGAAUAUCGUCAGGGCAGAUUUCGAAGCGGUCCACUAG
Lodderomyces beijingensis is the source of this 4470-nucleotide messenger RNA. NCBI's taxonomy places the organism in Eukaryota, Fungi, Ascomycota, Pichiomycetes, Serinales, Debaryomycetaceae. The record is from the annotation of a GenBank genome assembly.